CACACACAACUCCAUCCAGUUCAUUUAGGUGAAAGUCCAGCUCCUGUGUAUUGAGAAAUUUCAGCCAAGACAGCACAUAUAGCUCUCAAAUGUCUCAAAUUUUCUACUCUUGUCACAAAGCAAGAAAGAGGCUGAGAAAGGCUGGAAACAACACUGUGCACUGAAAAAAGCGCAAAAAGAGGGUGACACUGGCAGGAGAUGGAGUCCAGAGCCAGACUACAAUGUUUGGAUACUGAACCCACCAGCUCAGCAACCCAGCUGGUGGAGAUUGAGGGGGUUUCUCUACCCAGAGAAACUGAAGAAAGCUGGGGUCAAAUUCAAGGCUUCCAAGCUCGGCCUGAUGACCUCCUCAUCUGCUCUUACCCCAAAGCAGGGACCACAUGGAUGCAGGAAAUUGUGGACAUGAUCCAGCAUGGUGGUGAUGCACAGAAAUGUGCUCGGGCCCCCAUCUAUCAACGGAUUCCCUUCAUAGACAUGUUCCCUCCAAUCCCAGUCCCCUCAGGCUUAGAACAGGCAGAAGCAGUGCCUUCUCCACGUACCCUGAAAACUCACCUACCGAUUCAUCUUCUCCCACCUUCCUUCCUGGAACAGAAUUGCAAGAUUAUUUAUGUGGCCCGGAAUGUGAAGGACAAUGUGGUCUCCUAUUUUCAUUUCCAUCGUAUGAACCGAAUGAUUCCAGAACCUGGGAAAUGGGAUCAAUUUCUUGAGAAUUUCAUUGCUGGGAAGGUCAUCUGUGGCUCAUGGUUUGAUCAUGUCCGUGGCUGGUGGGAAGCCAAGGAGCAUCAUCCAAUACUCUACCUGUUUUAUGAAGAUAUUAAAGAGGACCCAGCCCAGGAAAUCAGAAAAAUAGCCCAGUUUCUAGGUCUAGAGCUUCUGGAACCUGUUGUGAACCUCAUUGUGCAGCACACAGCAUUUGAGAGCAUGAAAACAAACCCGAUGGCUAAUUACAUCACUUUGCCUUCCUCCCUACUGGACCACUCUGUGUCACCCUUCAUGAGAAAAGGGACUGUAGGGGACUGGAAGGAACAUUUCACAGUGGCUCAGAGUGAACAUCUGGAUACCAUCUAUGCACAGCUGCUGGGAGACAGCAGCUUGACCUUCCGCACACAACUAUAAUCCCACCUCUGCGUUAUCUACCCACACUUCACACACAAAAACACUUGGCGUGUUGAUUUUGUGGUUAAUAAAAUAACCCAUGCAGCCAGGGGCAAAAGUCA
This is a messenger RNA of Sceloporus undulatus (fence lizard), 1217 nucleotides long. RefSeq names its product sulfotransferase 1C2-like. The record is from RefSeq and is a predicted model, not a curated record. NCBI's taxonomy places the organism in Eukaryota, Metazoa, Chordata, Lepidosauria, Squamata, Phrynosomatidae. The transcript is spliced from 8 exons. Gene Ontology annotation, molecular function: sulfotransferase activity. Gene Ontology annotation, biological process: sulfation. Gene Ontology annotation, cellular component: cytoplasm. Bases 199 to 1116 code for a protein of 305 amino acids.